GAACCAUAUUCAAUAGUAAAAAGCAUUUAAUAAUGAUUGUAAUUUAAUAAAAUUCAGUCCGUUGUUUAUAUUUGAGGAAGUUACUUGUGUUCGUAACGUAUUGUUUUACGUAAACUCCAAUCAUGACGUUUCUGGAAGACAGAGAUUUGGAAGACGUUCCGAAUAUUCCAGAAUAUUAUAAAGGAAAAACGAUAUUCAUUACUGGUGGAUCGGGUUUUAUGGGUAAAGUCUUGAUUGAAAAAUUGCUCUAUUCGUGUGCGGACUUAGACAGAAUAUAUUUGCUUCUUAGAAGCAAGAAAAAUGUCACUCCAGAAGAAAGAUUAUCAGCAAUAUAUAGAUCCAAUUGUUUUGAUCGCCUCCGCAAAGAGAAGCCUGGCGUGUUCCAGUCUAAAGUAUUUUUCAUUGCUGGAGACAUUUCGGAAACUGGAUUAGGUAUAUCAGACGAAGAUAGAACGUUAAUCGUUAAUAGAACACACAUUAUAUUUCAUGCAGCUGCCAGUGUCAGAUUUGACGAUUCAUUAAAAAAAGCUACAAAGCUUAACUUGCUCGCUACUAAAGAAGUUAUCGAAUUAGCGAUGGAAGUUCGUAAUUUAGAGUGUCUCAUUCAUGUCUCCACCGCCUAUUCGAACACAAAUCGAGACCCCAUUGAAGAAGUGAUAUAUCCUCCACACGUCGACUGGCGUGAAAUGCUCCAAGUUUGCGAGGAAUUGGACGAUCAUACCUUACAAGUUUUGACCCCUAAAUAUAUCGGGGAAUUACCGAAUACUUACGUAUUUACCAAACAGUUAGCGGAACAUGUUGUUUACGAAUACAAAGGAAAGUUACCUAUUGUAAUAAUCAGGCCUUCGAUAGUGAUAUCAAGCUAUAAGGAUCCAUUUCCUGGAUGGAUCGACAACUUCAAUGGUCCGACUGGAAUAUUAGUGGGAUGUGGUAAAGGAAUACUCCGUACACUUUAUUCAAGCCCUGAUAUGAUCAUGGAUUACGUGCCAGUUGAUUUCACUAUCAGAUCCUGUAUCGUAGCCUCGUGGAUUAGAGGAACAAAAGCGUUAAGCCCUACAGACGAUAUACCAAUAUACAACAGCUGUGCUGGAAAACUUAAGAACAUAACAUUGCAGGAGCUCGUUGAUAUUGGCAAAGAAAUAGUCGAAGCUGUACCUCUUGACAAUAUGAUAUGGACCUACAACGUGACCGUUACUAAGUCAUUAUUUAUGUUUAACAUUUAUGUAAUGGCUUUGCACACGAUACCGGCUACAUUCGUUGAUCUUUUACUCACGUUAUUCGGAAAGAAACCUAUGUUGUUAAAAAUCCAACGACGCGUUUACGUAUCGAACCUCGCUCUCCAGUACUUUUUACUUCAGCAGUGGACAUUCAGCAACACGAAUUUAAUAUAUCUCCGAUCGAAGAUCAAACAAGAGGACCUCGAGGAAUUUUAUUACGAAAUCGAAAACAUUGAUAAAUAUGAAUUCUUUAAGCAAGGUUGCGCGGCUGGCAGGAAAUAUUUAUUAAAAGAAAAAGAUGAGAAUCUACCUAAAGCGAUGAUACAUCAUCAAAGGGUCCAGAUUUUGGACAAGCUGCUGAAAUUCAUUUUCUACGGGCUGAUAUUCUGGUGGUUAAUAAACACGAAUUUCAUUAAAAAUCUUUUCAUGUCCUAGUAUAUAUUUAUUAUUUUAAUGUUUUCUCUUAUUUAAAUA
This is a messenger RNA of Vanessa atalanta (red admiral), 1691 nucleotides long. RefSeq names its product fatty acyl-CoA reductase 1-like. The transcript has 14 exons. The coding region runs from base 123 to 1652 and encodes 509 amino acids. Gene Ontology annotation, cellular component: peroxisome. The record is from RefSeq and is a predicted model, not a curated record. NCBI's taxonomy places the organism in Eukaryota, Metazoa, Arthropoda, Insecta, Lepidoptera, Nymphalidae. Gene Ontology annotation, molecular function: alcohol-forming very long-chain fatty acyl-CoA reductase (NADP+) activity. Gene Ontology annotation, biological process: long-chain fatty-acyl-CoA metabolic process.